AGUAUCCGGCUUUUCGCGCAUGCGCUUUCACCAUAUUAUUUGGGGCGAGGCCGAAAGUGAUUGAAAGUUAAAAUUUACCAAGUUUUCUGAAGCCAAAACGCUGCAGAAAUGAGUGACGACGGCACAGAUGUUGCCAACGGGACACAGGCGCCUGAUGAAACGAGCGAUAUUCCAAAAUACGAUCUGUAUAUUCGGGCAUCACUGAUUGACAACGAAACACAAGGGGCGUGUCCUAUGAGUCAGCAAGGAUUUAUGCUUUCUUACAUCCUUGCUCAGGAGAAAAAUGUUGACUUUAAAGUGUGGACUGUGAGUCAAGUGAACCCACCAGCAGACUUUAAAGACAAAAACAGGGCUAAAAUUUACCCGUUUGUUGAGGGGAUUAGUGGUAAAGACAUUAAUGGACAGUCAAUCGCUGGUGUUAUGCCCGAGUCUGCUGACAAGGUGGAAGACUUCUUUGAUUCAGUGAAUUUCGACUGUCCACAUUUGAAAAGGCCAAAGAACUUGAAAGAUCACAUAUUGGGGAAAAUAGAUGGCAUUUCCACGCAAUUCAACGCGUUCAUGAAGGGUUUGAAGUCCGAGGGGGUGUUGACUAAUAUCCUGCAGUCUGUAGAGGACCACCUGGCCACCAAUGACAGCACGUUCCUGGAGGGAGACAUGCUCUCCUACACUGACUGCUUCCUCCUUCCUCGUCUGCAGCACAUCAUCGUGGCAGGCAAGUAUUUUCGAGGUUACGAGAUACCGAAGACGUACCGUAACUUAUGGCGGUACCUAAAGGACGCCUACAACUCCCCUGCCUUCUCUGAGACACUGCCUACAGACGCAGAUCUCUGCAAGUUCCACUGGACUCGAUUUCCUGACGCAAACUUGAAUGAGUUCAGGAAAAUGGGAAUUAAAGGUGUGUUUGGUGUGGAGACAACCAACAAGAAAACAAACUCAAUUCCCGACGAUGUUGCUGCCACCCUGAAAGAUACCAGUGCCAACGGAGACGACGACGAUGUUGUUGAUGACAUGGACGACUAGUCUUUGUCACCAUGGUUAAAGGCCGUUGCGGGCAGGCUGAUGGAGCCCUUCUUGCAUUGAACUGCAGGCAUUGCAUACACAAGAAAACUUGCGGUUUCUUUAUACAAAAGCAAAGUUUUAUUUUUCGCUACACAAUAGUAUGUUUUAAGAAAUGUUUAAAGAUAAUUUGUUAUUGAAGAUGACUGCACUGUUUGUACAUCCAGAAUUUGCUAAUUGUAACAGCUGUACAUUUUGCUUCUAACACAGAAGUGUAUACAUAGAAACUUGUGUUGUUUUUUUUGUAAUUAGGCCGGGAUUUAUGUAUCUAACCGUGCGUCUACACAGUGUGAUCAUAAGGAUUCAUUAAUUGUACGAAUUGAAGAACCGUGUAUGCAUAUUACAUGUACUUGACAAAAAAGUAUUAACAAUUAGAAUUAAAUAUGAAGUAGCCUUAUUUAUAUGAAAAAAUCUUUUAAAGUCAUGUACAAAUACUGUGAUACUUUUAGUUGUUACGCCAUAUUCCAUGUUAUAUUUGUAUACCUAAUCUCUGUAACAGUAGUUAAGGUUUCAGACAGUUUUAAGACCCCGAGAAUUACAGAAAUAAACAUUGCAUAUUUUGAAAAAGUUGUCAGGAGUGUUUCUUUCCCAUAAGUCUUACAUAUCAUUGUAUCAUUGAAAAUGAAUGUAAUUGUUUUGUGUUGCCUUAAAAUCUGAUUACAUGUUUGUGUACACCAGUAAGGUUGUGUUUAGUUACAAACUAGGCUAGGUAGCGUUGUAGGAUGAACAAAUUAACAUCUGGUGCUCUUCUUAGCUUAGAGAGUCAGUGUUUCAGUUCUUAAAUGCUUUCAAACAUAAACAGAAGACACACAUUAUCCAUUCACCUUUUAUUGCACUUCAACUUUUGAAUGAUGUGAUUGCCUUACAUUUUACUACUAGUUAUUAAUAUUUAAACACAAGGUGUUAUUGUCUGUGUUCAAACUUCUUAAAUGCUACUUAAUGUAUGCUUUUUUCCCCCUGGCAUUUAAUUGUUGUCUUCAUAAAAAUAUGCAUAUAUGGUGAGACAAAUAAAUAAAACAAAGACUUUUGCCAUCCUAACCAUUUGAUCGAUUAAAUCCAGUUGAAGAAGGAAGAAAACAAUGUUUUAUAGUUGACUAUGUUUAUCAAUGUUUUAUAGUUGACUAUGUUUAUCAAUGUUUUAUAGUUGACUAUGUUUAUCAAUUGCAUAAUAAGAGUAAACUUGCUUAAUUUUGUUCAGUAAAAAAACACAGCUCCUUGUUAAAUUCAUUUAUUUACGUUUAUUUUUUUAUUGGGUCAAAAGCUGCUAUGUCAGCUUGUUGUUAAGUCUCACAAAAAGGGAUUUUUAGGGUUCAUUGUAAUUUUUCUUGUCUUCUUUAAUGCAAGUUAUUUGUGUAAUCAUGUUUAAACAGUUUUGUGUAUUAAUUAUAUAUGAUAUUACCCAUAGUUCAAUAGUACAAAAAAGGAAAGUUCUUGUUGAAAAGAAUAUUUUUUUAAUUUUUGAUCAAGAGUUAUUGUUCAUAGACAGAUGUUAGAUAUUUGCUGUUGUUUUAGUUGUAUACAUUUCCUUGCCAAUCAUUUCAGAGGUUGGACCAGGGGGUGGAGAAUAUACACUAGGGUUUCCCUGCCCCCUGGCGACCCUUGUUGUAUUUUUUUGUUGUACCUGUAAUAAUGUGCCUUGCUUCCUUUACUACUAUCAUCUUGCUUAGGCUAUCUAUUUAAAAUGACGUCUAUUAUCACACGCUGACCCAAUCAACCGUGACCCACAUUCACAACCAAUUCUAACAGGUCAGAUGUUCACGUGAAUAAUAUUCAAGUCCUUGCUCUAAUAACUCUUAAACAUGAACUACCAAAAAUACAACUUCUGACUACAGCAUCAACCUCUAUAAGACUUAUUUCUUAAGUCUGACAUUUUACAUCAUAGUUUCAUUUGUUGAUUUUUUUCCCCAAAUCUUAAGUUUUGGUUGGUAAUUAUAGUUUGUCAGUGUGAUAUUGGGGCAGACUGUAUACCACUGCCUUGUUUAGCACAGAAAGUGUGAGCAUUGCCUUUUCCUGCAUAUUCCAAUUUAGAUUAUUAUUCCUGCAAGCUUUGGGAUGUUCAUCAUCCUUCAUUGUAUUUCUUUGAUAUGCACAAGUUUUGCAUUGCUCUGGUUUUUCUACGCAAUGAAUAAAUGGGAGCUGUGAUUUUUAGUGCUACUUGAAAACAGUGUUAACAACCAUUCAUUUAAUGGCAGAAGUGUGUAAAAUACCUAGAUAAAAAGUUGAAAGGAAAUGGACUUAAAAAAAAGGAUUUUUUUUAUCAGCUUUGUGUUUGUUUUUUCAAAAAUCGGAAAGUUUUAUUUAAUGGACUGUUUUAUGUUUUGGAGUAAUUAGAGACAAUUUGUGUUCAAAUGUAAUUUUUUUUAUUCAACUAUGGCCAUUGCUGAAAUUUACUGCUAAGGACUUAAAAUGGUGAUUGAAGUUUGUCUAUUGCUGAAUUUCAUCGCCAAUGUAUUAAAAUCAUGAUCGAAAAGUUGUCAGUUUUAUGUGACCAGCCAUGUUUAUAAGUCGUUUUUCAAUUUGAAGAUAAUCUAUGAAUUAGUGAGGUAUAUUCUUCUAUACAUAUUUUUCUUCUUUUCUCCUAAAUGUAUUUCUAACUUGCUGUCAAGUUUUGCUCAAUACAAAAUGUUGUGCAGUUUAUUCAGUCCUUAAAUGAUUCUAGCUACAUUCUCAAAUAAUAAUUAUCUUAUCAGACUUACGAAUGUGAAUAUUAAACUAUGUAUAUAAGGUAAUCCAACAUGGACUUGUAAUAUAGUCCAACAUAAAUUAACAAGAAAAGAUUUAUACCUGAACAAGUCAUGAAAUCAAAUUACGUUAAUUAUAAUAUUAAUUAGAACUAAUAUGUGUAUUUUGUGAUUUCUUUGCUAUUGAGUUGAAAUGUUGUGUAUAUCGGUAAAUAUGCUUUAAGGAGUUUAAAACAGUGUGCCAUAUCUGAAACAACAAAAACUAUUUUUGAAAUGGCACCUAAAUUAGAAUUGAAGUAUUACUGCUUACAAACCGUUUUUUUUGAAUUCCCUAUUGAAUAUUUGAAUGCACAAUAUUUGUACAAGAGUUUUUCUAGUUACUUCUAGCCAAUAUAUAGUGGGCAGAGACAUAUAAAAGCUUUUUAUACAUGUAUCUGUAUAAUAUGGAUUUCAAUGUGUAUUAUAGCAUUGUAUUACCAAUAAAUUGUGAAAUAGGAA
Messenger RNA from Dreissena polymorpha, 4235 nucleotides. RefSeq names its product chloride intracellular channel protein 5-like. Lineage: Eukaryota; Metazoa; Mollusca; Bivalvia; Myida; Dreissenidae. Gene Ontology annotation, molecular function: chloride channel activity. The transcript is spliced from 5 exons. Gene Ontology annotation, cellular component: apical plasma membrane; cytoplasm. The record is from RefSeq and is a predicted model, not a curated record. Gene Ontology annotation, biological process: chloride transport. The coding region runs from base 109 to 1020 and encodes 303 amino acids.